ACUAAAAAAUAAAUAUUUUUUUUUUAAAAAAGAACAGGGUGGGGAGAAUUUAAAGUCUUAUUUUAGAACAAGACACCAUCCCUCCAGGUUUGAAGUCUCAACGAGUGAGUCUAAAAUAUGUCUGUGGGUCCCCUACAAGUGUCUACCACAGAGAGGGCCUGGCAUGAAUGAACAAGACUAAAUGCAUGAAAAAGAGUUCUGGCAAGUUGAUAAAUUUGAGCCUGUCUCCCAUUCUGCAAAGUGGCAAUUAUAAUUAUCUUAUGGGACCAGCAGUAUAUAGUGAUUGAGGGAAUGACCUCAGGUGCCAGGAUGGAAUCCUGGUUCUGAUAUUUACUAGCUGAGUAGGUAAGGUACCUUCUAUUUUCCAUUGGAAAAUGGAGAUGUUAAUAGUGUCUACUUCACAGGAUUUUUAUGAAGAUUAAAUAACACAUAACAUGUAGAAAAGUGAGUGGGAUAUAGUGAGUGCUCAGAACGUGUUAAUUAUUACUUUGAGGAUUUAAAUGAGAAAGGUGUGAUGUUAACCUUGUCUAGUUCAGAAAUCCUCCACGCACUGCUUUUGUUUCCUCAUUCUCGGUUCUUGUGGAAUAGAAUGGUCUUUGCAAAGGAGCCAGGGACCAGCUUGGGGAAGGAACCUGGGAGUUGAUUUCUGGGAUCAACCCUCUUUGUGGGAAGGCCCAAGGCUUGGGCAGAUCCUCUCUCCCUAUGCUUUUGUUAGACAAGACAGAGCGCCCUCUCCUGUUCAAAUGUGGGAACAUCACUGGCCCAGAAUUUUCGGGGUGAGCCUCACAGGGUCUCAGAGCCUGCAAGGUGCUCUUCCCCAGAAUGAAAUGCCCCAACCAGCUCAGAGGAGCAAGGUUUGGAGGAGGGGCGCCGAAGCUGGGGCAAAUCAGCCUUAAUAUUUCAGAAGGGCGAGACGGGAUAAUUCAUUUAGGAUGUGGGUGGAAGACAGGAGAAACUGGGGUCAGGGAAUGACAGAAAUCGGGGUCCUGUUCGAUUAACUUUAUGUUCUUUCAACAGGUGAUGGGGACGCGGCCGAGAGGGCCUCCUGGUCAGGAUUCCUCCCAGGUGCUGCGGAUGGAGGCAUGGGGUAGCCUUGGAACCCCAUAGACUAGUUUCGAAUCUCAGCUCUGCCAGUUAUUAGCCUGUGACUUUGAGUCUGACAAGAUGUACCAGGUUCCACUGCCACUGGAUCGGGAUGGGAUCCUGGUUCGGCUCCGCUUCACCCUGGUGGUCCUGGUCACGGUCUGCUGUCCAUUUAUCGCCUUCCUCUUCUGCAUCCUCUGGUCCCUGCUCUUCCACUUCAAGGAGACAACGGCCACACACUGUGGGGAUGUUCUCUGCGGCCUCCCAGCCCUUGGACCCCGAUGGGACUGUGUUCCGGCUCCGCUUCACAGCCAUGGUCUGGUGGGUCAUCACUUUCCCUGCGUUCGGCUUCUUCUUCUGCAUCAUCUGGUCCCUGGUGUUCCACUUUGAGUACACAGUGGCCACUGACUGUGGGGUGCCCAAUUAUCUACCCUCGGUGAGCUCAGCCAUCGGCGGAGAGGUGCCCCAGCGCUAUGUGUGGCGCUUCUGCAUUGGCCUACACUCAGCACCCCGCUUCUUGGCGGCCUUCGCCUACUGGAACCACUACCUCAGCUGUGCCUCCCCGUGUCCUGGCUACCGCCUGCUCUGCCGCCUCAACUUUGGCCUCAACGUCGUGGAGAACCUCGCACUAUUAGUGCUCACCUAUGUCUCCUCCUCUGAGGACUUCACCGUCCAUGAAAAUGCUUUCAUUGUGUUCAUCGCUGCUUCCCUCGGUCACAUGCUCCUCACCUGCAUUCUCUGGCGGCUGACCAAGAAGCACACAGUAAGUCAGGAGGAUCGCAAGUCCUACAGCUGGAAACAGCGGCUCUUCAUCAUCAACUUCGUCUCCUUCUUCUUGGCACUGGCUGUCUACUUUCGACACAACAUGUAUUGUGAGGCUGGAGUAUACACCAUCUUUGCCAUCCUGGAGUACACUGUCGUUCUAACCAACAUGGCAUUCCACAUGACAGCCUGGUGGGACUUCGGGAACAAAGAGCUGCUCAUAACCUCUCAACCAGAGGAAAAGCGAUUCUAACACCUCUGCUGCUGGGAGAAAGUAGCCCACUGCCUAGAAACAAGAAACCACUCUGGCCUUCCCCAUACCUGUGUCCUCCUGGGUCCUUCUGAAAUGGGGGAGAGGGAAGAAGGGCAUAGGACAAGGCUGACCCCAGCAUCUCUGGCUUCUCCUCCUCAACCCUCACACAGCCACAGGGGCCUUCAAGUAACGUCAAUCUAAACUGACAGGCCCCAAGAAGCUGAGCUGGAAGGAGAGCUCCACCACUUGGUGCUAAAAAAAGUUCAGAGGUUUAUGACCACCAUCCAAUUUUUGGCUUUUACCUAGCCACCUCUCACUGAGGUUAGGGACUGCUGAGCAGUGGCUGCAGCUUCAAAACCAUAGCCAUUUCUCUCCAGGUCAUUCAUUUGACUAGAACCUGAUAAUCUUCCAUGCACAUUUAGGCCUGUGGCUGUAGUCCCCUGCUGGGUUUGCCCAAGUGUUUUAGUCCUGACUUCACUUCUUUAGUCUGGUGUGGGCCCUAAGGUUUGUAUCCUUACCUAUCUGAGCCUCAGUGUGUCCAUGUGUAUGAUGGGGGGAGGUGGCAGUGUGUGAUCUCCAAUGGCUUUGCCAGUGUGCUUCUGACAUCAUCUGAUGGAAGUGGUCUAUACCUGAAGGAUGACCUGUUCCAGAAAAAGCACCAGCACGGCAUGUGUUUCUCUUCCCUUCUGAAAUCACUAGCCUAUAUACCCUUCCUCCUUGCAAAGAUAUGGGGUAGAGGGAUCAAGAGGCACAGUUCCCUACCACAACACAGGCUCCCUGGUGUAUAACUCCCUAUUACCCCAGACCCUGAGCUCUUCUGGUUGUACAUUUUAUUUCAAAUGAAAAUAAAAUUUUUUUUUCUUUUGCCAACAAC
This is a messenger RNA of Marmota flaviventris (yellow-bellied marmot), 2972 nucleotides long. Lineage: Eukaryota; Metazoa; Chordata; Mammalia; Rodentia; Sciuridae. The record is from RefSeq and is a predicted model, not a curated record.